Trichomycterus rosablanca is the source of this 630-nucleotide messenger RNA. RefSeq names its product nucleoside diphosphate kinase B. Bases 97 to 558 code for a protein of 153 amino acids. NCBI's taxonomy places the organism in Eukaryota, Metazoa, Chordata, Actinopteri, Siluriformes, Trichomycteridae. Gene Ontology annotation, molecular function: nucleoside diphosphate kinase activity. Gene Ontology annotation, biological process: regulation of apoptotic process; GTP biosynthetic process; UTP biosynthetic process. The record is from RefSeq and is a predicted model, not a curated record. The transcript is spliced from 5 exons.
AGUCCUAUAUAAGCUUCUUGAGGCGGCUGAUCUCUCUCGCUCGUUUCUGUUUAGCUCGUUGUGUUUCAGUGUCUCUGCUCCUCACCACCCAGUGCCAUGGCUGCCAAGACUGAACGGACCUUCAUCGCCAUCAAGCCCGAUGGUGUUCAGCGCGGACUCGUCGGCGACAUCAUCAAGCGCUUCGAGCAGAAAGGCUUCCGCCUGGUGGCCCUCAAGUUCCUCCAGGCCCCCGAGGAUCUGCUGAAGCAGCACUACAUCGACCUGAAGGACCGUCCCUUCUACCCCGGCCUGGUCAAGUACAUGAGCUCCGGCCCCGUCGCCGCCAUGGUGUGGGAGGGUCUGAACGUGGUGAAGACCGGCCGUGUGAUGCUGGGCGAGACCAACCCCGCCGACUCCAAACCCGGAACCAUCAGAGGAGACUUCUGCAUCGAAGUGGGCAGGAACAUCAUCCACGGCAGCGACUCUGUGGAGAGCGCCAACAAGGAGAUCGCUCUGUGGUUCAAACCCGAGGAGCUGGUCUCCUUCAAGAGCUGCGCCUACGACUGGAUCUACGAGUAAAAUCCGAUCUCAUCUGAUCUGUUUGUGUACCGUUAACAUGAAGCACUUGGUGAAUAAAAACGUCUCGUCUGA